AUGGGGAACGUGACAGCGAAUCCGACGCCCGAGUUCUACGAGGAGCCGCUCCGAAUAGCUCUAAUUUUGGAAUAUAUUUUCAUCAACCUGCUCAUCAUCACAUCUGACUCCUUGUUUCUAAUUGUGAGUCUUUGAUUAUAACUUUUAAAAUUAUAUCCUUCGUCCGCAAAAGUCGUUCUUAAGGCUCUCUUUGCAUUUAUUCGAAAUUGGAUAUACUUUUUAGGGUAUCCGCAAAUUGUGGGGCUGGAAGUCCAACUUUGCCUACGUAAUAUUAGGGCUUUCGGCAUUGAGCAGUCUGCAAGCGUCUGUAGUUUGGAUCUUGGCCCUUCUCUGUGCUCUGAUCAGAGCUCCCUGGGAGGUGCAGAUACUUUGGAGGGUCGGUUUGUUGAUCUACUUCCAAUCAUUUAUCGAAUGAGUUCAGAUUUUCGGCGCUUUCCAGUUCGCCAGCGACACGACCAACGUCAUCUUCUUCCUGUUCCUGCUCGGCCAGCAAUUCUGCUACACCGCCUUGCCUUCCCUGAGUCGCAAAGACUACUGCACAGUUGUUUCCAAAGUUAGGAAACAUAAAGUACCAUAUCUACUGAUAAAAGUUCCAGAUUGUACUGGCUUUUCUGGUCUUGUUGUUCUUUUUUCAAAUGUCUUUGUCUUUGACGCCUUGGGUCGGAAAUCGAUUCGUUCCUGGGGUCCUCAGCUACGCCUCAAUCAAACAGUUACCUUUCUCGAAAACAUACAUCAGGUAGUUCGAAAAAUCAUGAAAUAUGGAAAAAUGACCGCAUUUAAGUUACAUGAACGUCACCAACGACAUCACAACUUAUCUUCAGGCGGCGAUUUAUUUGUUAAUUUUCCUAAUUCUCACGGUGCGCAAGAAUAUAUCCUGGAAGAAAGACAAAGAGCUCCGAAUGCUUUACCAGGUUUGACUCUUUCUUACUACUUCCAAUGAAAUCUUGAUAGGUCCUUUUGAUGACGACUAUAAGCAUCAUAUACUACAUAAUCGUGAAUUAUAUUUAUUCCCCAGAGAUCGGAAAAUUAACUCUAAUUAUAAUGAAUCAUAUCAACUUCAGCAGCAACUUCCUCACACUAAUGCCGUAUUUCCUUAUGAACAGGUGGAAUCAAAUUUCAUCUCUAGGGAAAACAAGUUUUCCGUGAUAUUUUAUUUUGGAAUUUAAGAGUGUUUUACCUUUGAACAACUUAAGGAAACUACGAGCGGGAAUUCAAGAAUUUUUCGGCAUAGAGAAGAAAUUGCUACGUCCUCAAAACGUUGUCAUAGCGCCUUCGACACGGAGCAACACAAAUAUUCAGUAAAGAAAGGAAAACAACUUCAUUACCGUAUUCUCGAUUUCUCUUCGAAUCUUCAUUUUUGUCAUUAA
Molecule: messenger RNA, 1367 nt
Organism: Caenorhabditis auriculariae
Lineage: Eukaryota; Metazoa; Nematoda; Chromadorea; Rhabditida; Rhabditidae
Source: the annotation of a GenBank genome assembly